This is a messenger RNA of Rotaria sp. Silwood2, 1659 nucleotides long. The record is from the annotation of a GenBank genome assembly. Lineage: Eukaryota; Metazoa; Rotifera; Eurotatoria; Philodinida; Philodinidae.
AUGAUGAAGGUAUUUUCUUUGUUAAUAUUUACUGCGUGCAUUUUUGCUAUUCAAUGUGUGGUCACUCAAACUCCUAGUGGUGAUAUUCUUGGUUCUACAUCUGAUGGAGUCGAUAUUUACUUAGGCAUUCGUUAUGGAGAGUUUUCGGAGCGUUGGACACCAGCUAAACUACCUUCGUCGUGGACAGGAACCCAAACUGCAACAGCGUUUGGUCCGAUCUGCCACCAGUUUGGUCCCUACAAUCAACCAUUUAUGUUUACAGAAAGUGAACAUUGCCUCUUUUUAAAUUUGUGGGUACCGAUUACAAGAAAUUCAUCACUAUUACCAGUACGUUUAUGGCUACAUGGUGGUGGUUACACUGCUGGUAGUAGUAAUGAUUAUGACCCUCGAAAUCUUGCUCGUCUUUCUCAAUCAAUUAUCGUCACAAUUAACUAUCGUCUUGGUAUAUUCGGUUUUUUUCCACUAGCAGCUGUUGAAACAAGAAAUAUUGGCUGGCUCGACCAACAAUUAGCUUUGCAGUGGGUUCAAGAGAAUAUUGCAUCGUUCGACGGUGAUAAAACGAACGUUAUGCUAUUCGGUCAAUCAGCCGGUGGUGGUUCUACUAUUGCACAUUUAUUGAUACAAUCCAGUUGGUCACUCUAUUCGUCUGCUAUUUUGCAAUCAAGUGGUCCUUUUCGCUAUGACACUUGUCAAGUAAGGGAACAGAUAAAUUUGAAAUUACUUGAGACAUCUUUUCCAGAAUGUCAAUCAAAUAUUAAUUGUUUUCGUCAACUGAACGCAUCACUGUUCUAUGAAAAGCUUACAGUCAACUGGGUAACAUUGUGGCCUUGUAUUGGUGAACGUUCUCAACUCAAUGAACAACCGUUAGCAUUGAUUCGAAAAGGUGAUUUCAAUAAGAAAGCAUCGAUCAUAGGUGGCAUGAACACAAACGAAGGUCAGACUAGUGUAUUGACGUUCAACCAAUUUAAUAUGGCUAUCAAUUCAUCUCAGUACUAUCCUUGGGCUACACAGUACAGAAUACCUGAUAAUCUGGCAGAAUUGUAUGAUCCUACAACAACUGAUAAAGAUUAUUUUACUGCUCUAACUUGGCUAUUCGGCGACUAUUACAUUCAUUGUCCUACUUUUUUUCUUUUUGAUUAUCUUGCUGCUUGGUCAUCAUCAAUUUACGCCUAUUUUUUUGUGCAUGCUACCGAAACCUGGGCGUUCACAACGUUUCAUUUCAAUGCUUCUCAUCUUACUGAAAUACCAUAUGUAUUUAACAAUGAUUUUGCUGCUACUCGAUUUACACCAGCCGAAGCUAAUCUAUCUUUGAAACUCGUUCGUUAUUUUACAGCGUUUCAUUUGAAAGAGCAACCUUGGUUAUCAUAUAAAAUUGGUCAAACUGUACUUGUAUUCAAUAUAAGUAAUAAUAAUACAAUGGAAACUCAGACUGGCUUCGGUAAAAGAUUAAUUGAACGAUGUCCUAUCAUGUUGAAAUAUGUUGACAGUGAUAAUUGUCAUGCUUAUUUAACUGAACAAGAAUGUUCCAAUUUUGAACACUGCCGUUGGUCAGGUCAUCAAUGUGAUUUUUCUUCGACUUCGUCAGCUUCGUUUCAAAUUCAGAAUUCUUUUCUAUUUUUUAUUAUAAUUUGUACCUUGCGUUUCAUAAUAAUUUAUUAA